Diprion similis is the source of this 2137-nucleotide messenger RNA. RefSeq names its product GTP-binding nuclear protein Ran (gene Ran). Gene Ontology annotation, molecular function: GTPase activity; GTP binding. The transcript is spliced from 3 exons. Gene Ontology annotation, biological process: ribosomal subunit export from nucleus; protein import into nucleus. The record is from RefSeq and is a predicted model, not a curated record. Lineage: Eukaryota; Metazoa; Arthropoda; Insecta; Hymenoptera; Diprionidae. The coding region runs from base 256 to 903 and encodes 215 amino acids. Gene Ontology annotation, cellular component: cytoplasm; nucleus.
CCGAGCGGCGCCAUUUCUAGGCUUAACGUGAUCAUUUCGAGACCGAACGUUUAAUGCCGGCGUGGAACCCACGCGGCGGAAAUCCAACCGACCGGCGUCUUUGUGUCGCGAUAGAAUCCGAAAGUUGACUCCGGCUUUUCGUUUUGGGUUAGGCGUCAUCGCGAUCCUCGAUCCGUCCUUGUAGUCAGCGUCACUGUCGAUACCGAUAAAACAUAUAUAGAGUGAGGCACGAACGUUGGAACAAAAUCAGCCAAGAUGACCCAGGAACCUGAUAUGCCCACCUUCAAGUGCGUCCUCGUCGGCGACGGAGGUACGGGCAAGACGACUUUCGUCAAGAGGCACUUGACGGGUGAAUUUGAGAAGAAGUACGUCGCGACGCUGGGCGUCGAAGUCCAUCCCCUGAUAUUCCACACGAAUAGAGGGCCGAUCAGAUUCAACGUUUGGGACACGGCUGGGCAGGAGAAAUUCGGAGGUCUACGAGACGGUUACUAUAUCCAGGGACAAUGCGCCGUUAUCAUGUUUGACGUAACGUCCCGCGUUACCUACAAAAACGUCCCAAACUGGCACAGAGAUUUAGUUAGAGUGUGCGAAAACAUUCCUAUCGUGCUAUGCGGAAACAAGGUCGACAUCAAGGAUAGAAAAGUCAAAGCCAAGAGCAUCGUAUUUCACAGGAAGAAGAAUCUUCAGUAUUACGACAUCAGUGCAAAGAGUAAUUACAACUUUGAGAAACCGUUCUUGUGGCUGGCUCGCAAACUGAUCGGAGAUCCUAACUUGGAGUUCGUGGCUAUGCCAGCUCUCCUGCCACCUGAAGUCACAAUGGACCCACAGUGGCAGCAACAAAUUGAAAAGGAUCUCAAAGAGGCUCAGGAGACGGCGCUCCCGGAAGACGAUGAGGACCUUUAGUUUCAUUACCAUCAAUCAAUGCUGAAGGCCUUACCGCAAGGUCUUGGCGAGCGCGUUACUGUACGUGAUGUGCUCGCCCUUAAAUGUUUAAUGCGAAUAAAAUAAUUAUAUAAAUAUCGGUCGAAGGAACUUUCCUUUUAUGAAAAUUUCCUUUAUCAUUUUUCUUCGUAAUUCAUAUCGCAUUACUUAAGUAUCCAACUACAUUAAAAUUUUUUUUUUUUUUUAGAUAUCCUAAUAACAUUGUAGUUAUUCGAUUAUGAAAUUGGCGCGUUUUAGAGUUGGAUAUUUUUGUGAUUUCUCACUUUAAAAUUUUUUAUCGUGAAUAAUGCGUCGACUGCAUAAUUUUUAACAUCUACUUUUUUCUGCAAUCAUUUUUUUUUCUUGUAUGCUGGUUACAAUUGUUGUAUUUGUGAAUACUAAAAUACAGUUAACUUAUUUAAUAAUCAAUUGUUUUGCUUUAUUUUCAAAAUUAGAACAGUAUACUGAAAUAUGUGUUAAAUUCUUGUAACUCAGUUUUGAUGACGUGGAUUAACUAUAACGAAUUGUAAUGUGCGCGAAAGAUACUUUUGGGAAGAAAAAGUCCUUCGAUUGCAUAAGAAUUCGGGUUAGCUCACUGUGAACUAAACACUAAAUUUAAAAUUACAAGAAGAAUGGUUAAAAAAAGGUAACAACAAUGGUAUUUAUUGAGAGUAACCGGCUACUUUAGGGAUUGUCUGUUGUCUGCGAGUGUGUGCUUGAAAGGGUAGAUUAAUAAUAAAUAAUUACUAAACUAUGUAAUAUCGUUCCAUGAAUUGUACUCGUAUGAAAAGAGUAUGUUUGCGUCUUUCCACGUUCUUGAGGACUGUUUACUAUUUUUAUAAGCAAAAGUGUAUGUAUGCUUUGUUCGGCUUGAAUUUAAAUUGUAACAAAAACUACCUACCGUUCCUUUUUCUUGUGUACUCGAACCGAUUAAUUUAUUCUAAUUGUUUUUUUAUUUUUUUCGAUUAAAGUAAACAGAAAAUUUGUACGACGGAUGACUUCUUUUCACAACCUGUGUAGAAAAUUUCGAAUAUUUUUUUUCGGAGUAACGUUAACAUCACUUUAAACAUUAACAUAAUGUAGUAGUAUUGAAUUUUAGAACAUUGUAAAUUUGAUCAAUUAUUCCUUUUGUUAUCAAUCAAUAAAGAAGGAUUUGUGCGAGAAGAAAAUUACGCCACUAAUACAUGUGAAAUAAAUAAAUCAACAAUGAAACUGA